Lucilia cuprina (Australian sheep blowfly) is the source of this 2097-nucleotide messenger RNA. It is a transcript of the gene fax, whose product is annotated as failed axon connections. NCBI's taxonomy places the organism in Eukaryota, Metazoa, Arthropoda, Insecta, Diptera, Calliphoridae. The record is from RefSeq and is a predicted model, not a curated record. Gene Ontology annotation, cellular component: cytoplasm. The transcript has 5 exons. Bases 233 to 1438 code for a protein of 401 amino acids.
UUCAGGGUAUAUUGUUCGUUUUAUAUUGUUGGUCUUCGAAAGUUGCAUUAUUUUUUGUUUGGUGUAUUUGCAAGUAUAUAAGGAUUUUAUGUAUACAUAGUGUAGUGCUGAGUGUUGAAUAUCUUGUAGUGUACAUAGUGGUUUAGUUGUGUUAUCAUUGGAAAUUGUUAUAAAGAAGUUUUUACCGCAGAGUGCAGUAAGUUUUGAUUAAAAGGAACAUUUUAAAAUCGCAAUGUCCGAAGUGGCUAAUAAUCCAGUGGCAGAAAAUAAGGCGGAAGAGGCCCAGCCAGUAGAUAAUGCAGUAGGUGAAGAAAAAAUAGAAAACACUGGAAAUGCUGUAGAAAAUUGUGGUAACGCCCAGGAGAGUUCUGCACCAGAAAAACCUCAAUCAACUUCCGAAGACACAAAGAAAGAAAAUGAAAACUCUGCCACAACAAACAAAUCGGAGACUUCGGCUAAAUAUAGUGUACAUAAGACAAAUUUUGAAAAAGAUAUAAUUUAUUUGUACCAGUUUUCAAGAACUCCACUUUUGCCAUCAUUAUCUCCAUAUUGCCUUAAAGUGGAAACUUGGCUGCGCCUAGCCGGAUUGAAAUAUGAGAAUGUUGAUCACAAGAUGCGUUUCCGUUCCAAAAAAGGUCAAUUGCCUUUUAUUGAACUUAACGGAGAAGAAAUAGCUGAUUCUGCUAUAAUUAUUAAAGAACUUUCUGCAAAGCAUAAUAAGGACCUUGACGCUGGAUUAACUUCAGAACAACGCAAUGUUUCAUAUGCAAUGAUUGCUAUGUUGGAAAACCAUUUGAUUUGGAUCCUGUUUUAUUGGCGUGCCAAAUAUCCCGAUAAUGUUCUAAAAGGAUACAAAGUUAAUUUACAACAUGCUUUAGGUUUGCGUUUACCAAACUCAAUUUUAAAUUUCUUUUUUAAAAUAACAUUCGGAAGAAAGUGGUUCCAGGGUACAAAAAAGCUUAAGGCCCAUGGGAUUGGUGUACAUAGUGCGGAGGAAAUUGAGGAGUUUGGCAAAAACGAUUUGAAGGUACUUAGUGAAAUGUUGGACUGCAAACCAUUCUUCUUUGGAGAUGAACCUACGACAUUAGAUGUUGUUGCAUUUGCUGUUUUGUCACAAUUGCACUUCUUAUCAAAGGAUGUUCCAUACACCCUAAGGGAUUUCAUGACUGAAAAAUGUCCCAACUUAGUGGGACAUGUAUCACGUAUGAAGGACAAGUGUUUCCCAGACUGGGAUGAAAUAUGUACGAAAUUGGAUCUUAAUGCCCACAUUCAAAAACCAGAACCAGAAAACAAAGAAGGCAAGGAAGGAGAUCUAGAAAAAUCAAAAGAACAAGAAAACGAAACCGAUACCGACAAAAAUGAGAAAGAAUUGGAAAAAGAUAAGACAACCGAGAAAGAGAUAUCUGAAGAAAAUAAGGACAAAGAUGAAUCAAAGUGAAGAUAAAAAAUUAACCUUUUAAAUUCUGUAAAGGAAAAGCAUUUAUUAUACAUUUACCUACUGCAUUAAAUAAUUGGAGCAUUAUAUAUAUAUAUACUGAGUUAGCAUAAAAUUAUAAAAAAUAUACUCAUAAGAAACAUUAGUUAAAAGAAAACUUCUGACGAUUAAAGAUGAUUCAUAAUUUAUCAAUUUCGUAAAAAUUGUAUGUUAUCCAUAAUGAUCACAAAAAACUUGAAAUGGCAUUAAUAUAUUUAUUUCAUAAAAAUAAUCAUAAUCGUGUGCAAAUAUUAUAUUUUAAUUUUUAUUUAACCUUAAGGUAUUUUAUACAAUAUUUUUAUUUUUUUAUUGUGUCUUUUUAAAUAUAAUUAUUUAGGUAUUAAUAUACAUAAACCUUUCUAAAUUUCAUCUGUAAUUUUUAAAACCCAUUCCGCACGAACCACAUAUUUUAAAAUGCUCAAACUGCAAAGUUCAUUAUAAAACAUAUACGUAUAAUUAAAAUAUUUGCAGAAUUUUUACAUACAUGUGUAUUGUAACAACACACUAGAUCGUUAAUAAGUUUUCAUACAUAAAUAGAUAUAAAGAGUACAUAUAUUUCAUCAUCACAUUACGGACAUGUAGAUUAAUACAAGUUUGUUUAUGAAAUAAAAAUAAUAAAGUUA